Molecule: messenger RNA, 339 nt
Organism: Leishmania braziliensis MHOM/BR/75/M2904
Lineage: Eukaryota; Euglenozoa; Kinetoplastea; Trypanosomatida; Trypanosomatidae
Exons: 1
Source: RefSeq, a predicted model, not a curated record
CGAGUGCUCUUCAGUUUGCCCCCCGCCUUCAGCAGCCUCUUGCGCAUUCUUGUCGACGUCCAGGAGGAGAUGGGCGAAGGUCAGAAAAUCUCAGUGUUUCUCGCGAAGGACAGGUUCGAGCAGCAUGGUAUAAUGGUCUCUCAAGGACGGCUGAAGGCGCUGCUGCAGGAACUCACGUCGAACCGGAUUGCACAGUACGACGUGGCUGAGCACGCGCUGACAGUGAUGCAACCUCGAAAGCUGCGCAAGGUGCUGGACGAGGUCGAGGCGCAGCGGGAUGGCGCCGGCGCCGCGGCUGCAACGGUAUCUUCCAGGUCGUCUGGACCUCGUGCUAGCUAA